This is a messenger RNA of Puma concolor (puma), 3420 nucleotides long. RefSeq lists its product as uncharacterized. The record is from RefSeq and is a predicted model, not a curated record. Gene Ontology annotation, molecular function: aspartic-type endopeptidase activity. NCBI's taxonomy places the organism in Eukaryota, Metazoa, Chordata, Mammalia, Carnivora, Felidae. Gene Ontology annotation, biological process: virion assembly; proteolysis.
AUGUCUAAGGUAACAGAAGUAAUUCAGGGAGCUGAGGAAAGCCCCUCAGCCUUGUUAGAAAGGCUCAUGGAGGCGUACCGCACCUUUAUCCCUAUUGACCCUGAGGCACCUGAAAACAGAAGGGCAUUAAAUCUGGCUUUUGUCUCACAGGCAGCCCCAGACAUUCGGAAAAAGUUACAAAAAUUAGAUGGGUUUAAAGGAAAAAUUUAUCUGAGGGGCCAACCUAAGACCUUCUUGGUGGACACUGGGGCAACAUUUUCAGUUCUAAAACAAGAUCCGGGCCCCACCAGGCAAGGGGCAACCCUGGUGCAAGGAGGAACUGGGUCCCAGACUUGUAAAUGGACCACUGACCGACAAGUAGAUUUAGGCUGUAAAACUAUUACACAUUCUUUCCUAAUCAUGCCUGAAUGCCUACCGUGGAUUACUAGAGACCUACUGUAUAAACUAACAGCUUCUUUGAAAUUCACUGAAGGGGGUAUGCAUAUUAAAGUCGGCCAGGAUGGCCCAACAACAGUAAUGGUGACUGUGCCACUUGGGGAAGAGGGCCUGCUCACUCCAGUGCCUAAUGAAAAUGUCCAUGCAGUCGAUCCCCUCCUUAAAAGCCUCCAGGCAGAUUUUCCCCAGGUGUGGGCUGAAACCUAUCCACCUGGGCUGGCAAUUCAUCAAGCUCCCAUAAUAGUGGAACUUAAGGCAUCCGCACUUCUGGUAAGAGUAAAACAAUAUCCCAUGUCCCGGGAGGCUAGGCGGGGAAUCGCUAUUCACAUCAAGCGUUUGCACGACUCUGGCAUUUUGAUCCUAUGCAAGUCGCCAUGGAAUACUCCGCUCCUUCCUGUCCGGAAGCCUAACUCAUCUGAUUUCUGGCCAGUUCAAGACCUAAAAGCAGUAAACGCCAGGGUAAUGGACAUUCAUCCCACUGUACCCAACCCUUAUACUCUCCUUAGUUUUCUUCCCCCUUCUCAGGUGUAUUAUACAGUUCUGGACUUAAAAGAUGCCUUCUUUGCCAUCCCGCUGGCCCCACAAAGCCAGCCACUAUUUGCAUUUGAAUGGACUGAUCCUGAAGAGAGAAAAGCCGGACAGCUCACCUGGACACGACUCCCCCAAAGAUUUAAAAAUUCUCGUACUCUUUUUAAUGAAGCCCUGCACCAAGAUUUAGAGACAUUUCGGAUCUCCAACCCACAGGUAACUCUACUGUAAUAUGUUGAUGAUAUCUUGUUGGCAGCCCCUUCUCAUCUGAAAUGCCUGAGUGCCACCAAAGAACUCUUGAUUCUUCUACAAAAACUGGAGUACCGAGUGUCAGCCAGAAAAGCACAGAUGUGUCAUACUGCAGUGACCUAUUUAGGUUACAACCUUAAAGAAGGUAAGCGUUAUCUUGGUGAACAAAAUCGGCCUAUACUCGAUAUUCCUCAGCCUAGAACUCGCAAACAAGUCCGCAAGUUCUUUCGGGCAACAAGCUACUGCAGACUGUAGAUACCUGGUUUUGCUGAACUGGAGGCCCCUUUAUAUGCCACUCUCAAAGGAUCUCCAGAGUCCUUCACGUGGGGGGAAACUCAAACUAAAGCCUUACGAGAUGCUCUCAUAACCCCACCAGCCUUGGCUUUGCCAGAUCCCACCAAGCCAUUCCAUUUGUUUGUAGCCGAAAAAGGGGGGAUAGCCAAGGGAGUUCUGACUCAGCGCCUAAGACCUUGGCAGUGACCGGUGGCUUAUUUAUCCAAACGGUUGGGUCCAGUUGCUUGAUGGCCCCCAUGCAUUUGACAAAUUGCCGCCACCGUGCUUCUAGUUAAAGAUGCAGACAAACUAACCUUGGGGCAAGCAUUGUCUGUCACAGGGCCCCAUGAAGUGAAAGCUUUACUGCAGGCUCCCCCAGAGCGAUGGCUGUCAAAUGCUCAGAUUAUUCAAUAUCAAGCAUUGCUACUCGCAGUACGUUUUUGUGCCCCCACAACCUUAAACCCAGCCACUUUGCUGCCCGAAGGACAGAAUCCCCCUCUGCACUCUUGCCCAGAAACCUUGGCAACGAUCUCGUCCCUCCGCUCUGAUCUUACAGACGUUCCUUUACAUGACCCUGAUAGUAUGUUUUCAGAUGGCAGUAGUUUUGUGUUUCAAGGGCAAAGGUAUGCCGGUGCUGCGGUGACGACAGACCGUGAAGUUUUAUGGCAACAGACCCUUCCCCCAGGAACUUCAGCCCAAUGCGCAAAGCUCAUCGCACUAACAAAAGCCCUAAAACUCAGAAGAAACAAGUCAGUUAACAUUUAUACGGACAGCCGCUAUGCUUUUGCAACCGCGCAUGUACACGGAUACAUUUAUCAAGAGCGCGGUCUCCUCACAGCAGAAGGCAAGGCCAUCAAAAAUAAAGCUGAAAUUUUAGAUCUUCUAGCAGCCAUCUGGGAACCUGCGAGGCUGGCAAUCAUUCACUGCCCAGGACAUCAGAAAGGCGACUCCCUACAGGCAAUCGAAAACCGCCUGGCUGAUGCAGCAGCCCGAGAAAUAAAUCAGGGUGCAAAUAGGAAGAUUUCAGAAGCUAAAAGAGAUAGAGGAAUUGAGCCAGGCCGCUUUGGGGAAGUAGAUUUUACUGAGAUUAAACCAGGGAAAUACAGAUAUAAAUGCUUGCUUGUUCUUGUAGACACCUUCUCCAGGUGGGUGGAGGCGUUCCCCACUAAAUCAGAAAUGGCUCAGGCAACAGUUAAGAAAUUAUUAAAUGAAAUAAUUCCUAGAUUUGGGCUGCCUCUGAGCAUAGGAUCAGACAAUGGCCCGGCUUUCACAGCGCAGGUGUCCCAGGGUCUAGCCCAGGCAUUGGGAAUAGAUUGGAAAUUAUAUUGUGCAUAUAGACCCCGGAGCUCGGGUCAAGUAAAAAGGAUGAAUCGGACCCUAAAAGAGACCUUAACCAAAUUGUCCCUUGAGACAGGCGAAAAUUGGGUUGAUGUCUUGCCUUUUGUCCUUUUGCGAGCGCGUUGUACUCCAUUUGUCAAGGGAUUUUCCCUUUAUGAAAUUUUAUUUGGCAGACCUCCACCUAUCCUGCCGAGGCUAGGAGACAACGUAAUGGAACAGUUGGAACGGGACCAUUUGCUGGCUUCGCUCAUGGCCCUGCAACAUGUACAGAAGGAAAUAACCAGGGCCUUGAGAGAAGCCUUCACUCAUCCUCCUGUUCUUCCCCACCCCUUUCAACCAGGAGACUUAGUCUGGGUCAAAAGGCAUGAGCCUAAAACCCUGGAACCGUGCUGGAAAGGACCACACACCGUGAUUCUGACUACGCACACGGCCGUCAAGGUAGAUGGUGUCCGAACCUGGAUUCAUCACUCUCAGGUUAAGAAAAACUGUGUGAAGGCGGGAACAACCCAGACUGAUACAGAACCAGAUAACAAACAGCAACGGAAGUUUCAAAGGCACCCAGAAGAUCCUUUAAAGCUAAGACUGAUGCGGGCAUAA